AAAUUAUUAUAAAAUAAAAUUCGAUGAUAUAAAACUAUAAAUUGCUGCACGCAGAAAAUAAAUAAAUAUACAUAUAUUAUAAUCCACACAAAAUACAUCAAUACCCCACCUAAUUAACACACACACCCAACAACCUAUAUUUAUUUAUAUAUAGAUAAUUCAUCACAUUAAAAUUUUUUUAUACAUAUUGAUAAAAAAAUAAAGAUAUAGGUUAUUAAUAGUAAAUAAUAUCAGUUUAAAUAAUUUUUAUAAAAAUAUAGUUUAAUAUUAUAUAUUUAAUUUUAUAUAAUUUUACAAUAAUUAUUUUUUUUAUUUUAUAAAAAUUAGUAGAUUAAAUAAUUAUAGAGAAAAAUAAAAUUGUUAUAGUAAUAUAUAAUAGUAAUAAAAUAAAUUUAAUCAUGUUUAAAAAUAAAAAUGAACAGUAUGGAAAUAAUAGUAUAAAUAAAUUUACAAUUUUUAUAAUAGUAAUAAUAUUUUGUUUUAAUAAUAUAAUACAACCAGUUAAUUCAUUUAAACAUGAAUGUAUAUAUGAUAAAUUAGUAAACGAAAAUAAACAUAUUCAAGAAAGACAAAUACAUUUUCAACAAGUAGAAAAUAAAUUUUAUAAAAAAACCAAUCAACAAAUAAAAUAUUUUAAUAAAAAAAGAGAAGAAAAUAUAAAAAAUAAUAUUAAUGAUAAUAAUAAUAAUAAUAAUAAUAAUAAUAAUAAUAAUAAUAAUAAUUUAAAUAAUAUAAAUACAAGUAAUAAAAGGUUAUUAAAAUCAUUUAGUAGUGAAGAAAAUAUAAAUAAUAGUAACAAUGAUCAAUCAUUAUUAUUUAAAUCAAUAAAACAGUUUCGUCAGUUUGAACAAUUGCAGGCACAACAAAAAGAGGAAGAGGGGGAGCAAGUGGUGGAGGAAAAAGAACCUUUGGUUUUAGAAAAUUCAAGACCAAUAAAGAUUUAUUUAUAUACAGACUCUUUGAAUGCGACAAAAGAUGAAAAAUAUAGUUGUGGUUACAUUGGUCAAGUUAUAACGAACAAUAACCAAGUUUAUGUAUGUAGGGAUGGUGAUGUUUUAACAAGAGAGAAAUAUAAUUAUUUGGUGAACACUAUUCUAAGUAAGGCGAUGGAAAUCCUUCAGUCUACACUACAUGUACCCUUAACACAGAGCAGCAAUUUAACGAUUAAUCAAGAUGUUUGUGCUUCAUCAAGUGCAGGUCCAAUUCCAUAUGAUUCAAGACUAUCAGAUCCUGGUGUAGAUGCCGAUAUGAUAUUGUUUUUAACAGCAAGACCAAUUUUAGCAAAUGGAAGUGUAUUGGCUUUUGGUUUCGAUUGUAUAUUUGAUAGUGAUUUAAGAACUAAAGUUGGUCAAUUGAAUUUUAACCCAGGCUCCAUAGUAACAGAUCCAUCAAAUUAUAAAUUUCAAUUAGGUGUUGCAAUUCAUGAAACGUCACAUGUUUUGGGCUUUAGUAGAGAUAGAUUCCAAAAAAAGAAUAUGAUGCAAUCAUAUUAUAAAUCCACUAGUACGGUUGAAGGUCAAGUUUCUGCAAAUAGAAUCGUUUCACCCAAUGUAAAGGCGUUUGUUCAACAGUUUUUCAAUUGCGAUUCGUUAGAAGGUGCUGAGUUGGAGGACCAAGGUGGUACAGGUACAGCAGAUUCUCAUUGGGAAAAAAGAAUUUUUGAUAAUGAAUAUAUGACAGGUACAGCUUCACAAAACCCAAUUUUUUCAAACCUUACAUUAAGUUUGUUUGCCGAUUUAGGAUUUUAUGCUGUAAACUUCUCUUAUGCGGAAACUUUAGUUUGGGGCAAUGGAUUAGGGUGUGGUUUCGCAACAAAGCCUUGCAGCCAAUGGGGUAAUAAUAGACUGUUUUGCACAAGUGUUGGAAGUAGACCGCUAUGUACAUAUGAUCGUAUUUCCAAAGGUCAAUGCUCCAUUUCAACUAAAAAACCUCCACCACCCUACUAUUAUGACUAUUUUGGUGAUGGUGUUACCGGGGGCGAGGUAUUACCCGACUACUGCCCUUCAAUCGAAGGUUACACCAAUAUGUAUUGUAUAGAUAGCAGCAAAAAUGAUCAACGUUUUACCUACUUAUAUGGGGAAUACUUUGGUGAUAGUAGUCGUUGUUUUGAUAGUUCUUUAGUAAAGGAUACACCACCUCUUUUAUCUACAAUGGCAAGAUGUUACCCUACUGCAUGUUUGGGACCAGGUAAUUUAAAAAUCAAGAUUGAUCUAUUCUAUUAUAAUUGUCCAUAUAAUUACUCUAUUUCUGUAGAGGGUUAUACUGGUCUUCUCCAGUGCCCAAAUGGUAAUGAACUCUGUAUCAAUGCUCCAGUCGAUAAUAGUUGGCCAGUAUAUAGCUAUGUAAAUCCAUCAAGUGUUACUCCAGGUUCUCAAAUCACAGUUUAUGGUUCAAAUUUUACUAUUAACACAACUAUCUAUGUAAAUGGUGAAGAGUUAAAUUCUAUCAACUUUAUUAGUGAUAAUCAAAUUAUAGGUACACUUCAAGAUGAUUUCGGGGAUACAAAUAGUAGACUUUUAAAUGUGAUUGUGUAUGAUAAAUAUUCAGGCAAGAAUGAUAUUGGUGUGGGUGCAUUAUAUUUAAAUAUCCCAUUUGACAAUAAGGUUAGAAAUUGGUUCAAAAGUCAUUGGUACGUUGUUUUAAUAGCAGGGUUAGCUUUACUUGGUAUAUUAGCUUAUAUAAUUCGUUGUUGCUGUUGUUUAAAUAGAAAAAAUAGUCGUCAUAGAGAACAAUCAAUAAUGAAAUCUGUAUCAUAA
Messenger RNA from Dictyostelium purpureum, 2756 nucleotides. RefSeq lists its product as uncharacterized. The transcript is spliced from 2 exons. NCBI's taxonomy places the organism in Eukaryota, Evosea, Eumycetozoa, Dictyosteliales, Dictyosteliaceae. Gene Ontology annotation, molecular function: metalloendopeptidase activity. Gene Ontology annotation, biological process: cell adhesion; proteolysis. Gene Ontology annotation, cellular component: membrane; cytoplasm. The coding region runs from base 399 to 2756 and encodes 785 amino acids. The record is from RefSeq and is a predicted model, not a curated record.